Messenger RNA from Uranotaenia lowii, 2328 nucleotides. RefSeq lists its product as uncharacterized. Gene Ontology annotation, molecular function: nucleic acid binding; zinc ion binding; aspartic-type endopeptidase activity. The transcript is spliced from 3 exons. NCBI's taxonomy places the organism in Eukaryota, Metazoa, Arthropoda, Insecta, Diptera, Culicidae. The record is from RefSeq and is a predicted model, not a curated record. Gene Ontology annotation, biological process: proteolysis. Bases 174 to 2078 code for a protein of 634 amino acids.
UACCUUGUAUUAUGUCAUAUUGCUACCACCAGCAUAUACACAUACCUUGGCUUGCUGACGGGCGAGCUGUCAGGUAGCCCGCCACUCGAUCGGGGAUUAAGUUGCAGACUGCGAAGAAGGACGGACGCGAAUCUUACAACUGGCGACGAUUGGAAAAAUCGAGGAAAUUAGAGAUGGAGGAAUCGCGAGCUGUUCCACCCUUUCGUUGCGAUAGGAUCGAAACGGGAAAGCUUGCUCGGGAGUGGAAAGCGUGGAAAGAGUCCCUAGAGUGUUACUUUGCUGCCUAUGACAUAACCGAUCAAAAGGUUAUGCGUGCGAAGUUGCUCCACCUGGGCGGCACUGCCUUGCAGUCGGUUUUCAAGAACCUUAAAGACCACGACCACGUCCCACUAGUAGCACUUGUUCCACGAUGGUACGAUGUGGCGGUGGAGAAACUCGAUGAAUUUUUCGAGCCACGGCAUCAAAGUACCUCCGAGCGCAGAAAGCUCCGGCUGAUGAAGCAGAACCCUGGUGAGAGGUUUGCGGACUAUAUCAUCCGACUCAAGCAGCAAACUGCCGAAUGCGGAUUUGAGAAAUACGGAGCCGAGAUCGAAGAAGUUUUGAAGGACAUUUAUCUUACCGACGCUGUGGUCGAAGGAUGCUCUUCGAAUGAAGUACGCAGGAUGAUUUUGCUAAAGGAUUUACCCUUCGCGGACAUUGAAGCGAUUGGUAUGACCCAAGAAAGUGUGGAUCAGCAGAUGGUUGAGAUUACUUCGACCCAGUCGGCAUCUCGCUCAGGAGAGAAAAUAUUUAGCGUUCACCCACAAUCUCGGGACCGCCGUGCAGCUCCCAGGAAUGACACCAACACCACGUGGCAGAUGAAGACAUGUUUCAAUUGUGGCCGUACUGGACAUUUUUCAACUGCUUCAAAAUGCCCAGCUCGCGGGAAAGAAUGCCGCAACUGUAAAACACACGGCCAUUUCGAGAAGCAAUGUCGUAAACGAAAGUUGCUGCACACAGGACCCUCGGAGAGGAAGCAGGUUCGGGUGAUUGAAACCGUCAGCACGGACAACGCUCUACGUGUCGAGCCACUUGAGAAUGAAUACAAAGAAAACUCUACGCCGGAUAAGGUGUACUACGCCUUUUACUCUGGUAACGAGUCCAAUGUGCUUACCUGCGUCGUCGGUGGUAUCCCAACGCAGAUGUUGGUUGAUUCUGGCGCUGAUGCCAACUUGAUUAGUGAGGUGGCGUGGACGAAAAUGAAAAAGGACAACGUUGCGGUGUACUCUUCAAUGAAAGGAAGCAAUCGGGUGCUGCGGGCGUAUGGAAGCAACAAUCCUUUGACCAUUUUGGGAUCCUUCGUUGCAGAUAUAUCAGUGGGUGUUAAGACCGUUCAAGCUGAAUUUCUCGUCGUUAAAGGCGGUCAACGGUGCCUUCUCGGGGACUUGACGGCAAAGCAACUUGAAGUGUUGCAUGUUGGACUGCCCGUUAAUCGUGUCGAGAUUGCUGCGCGUCCAUUCGGAAAGAUCAAGGGAAUCAAGGCUUACAUUCACAUGGACCCCGAAGCUGUUCCUGUAUUUCAACCUAUGCGCCGGAUCCCUUUGCCGUUGGAGGAGGCUGUCGCCAAGAAAAUUGAUGAAUUACUGAAGCGUGAUAUCAUCGAGGUCAAAAAGGGUCCCACCAGCUGGGUAUCUCCUCUGGUUGUCGUAGGAAAAGCAAACGGCGAACCGCGAUUGUGCGUUGAUCUUCGGCGAGUGAACGAGGCCGUUCUCCGCGAGCAUCACCCGAUGCCGGUCGUUGAGGACUACAUUGCGCGAUUGGGAAGAGGAUCUGUUUGGAGCAAGCUAGAUAUUCGUGAGGCGUUUCUGCAAAUCGAACUAGCAGAAGAUUCUCGAGACGUUACAACUUUUAUGACUAACCGUGGACUAUUCCGCUUUAAGCGAUUGCCGUUUGGCUUGGUAACGGCACCAGAGCUUUUCCAAAAAGCUAUGGACGAGAUGUUGGCAGACUGUAGCGGAACCUAUUGGUACAUCGAUGACAUCAUCGUCGAGGGAAAGGACGUCGAAGAACACGAUGAUCGUCUGGAGAAGGUACAUUGAUCUGCAGAUUAUUUGAUAAAGCUUUAUUUCUUGUUUCUUUUCAAUUCUUAUAUAAAAUAAACUAAAUUUCUCGAACUUAACUCCUAUCGUUAUGAAAUAAAUAUAACUGGGUCUUAGUAAGUGUUUUGUUUCUAGGUUCUUUCUAGAUUGAAGGAUAGGGAAGUUGAGCUCAAAUGGGAAAAAUGUCAACUGCGCGUGGACGAAUUGGAAUUCUUGGGGUAUCACAUCUCCAAACAGGGAAUUAGGCCUU